Macrosiphum euphorbiae (potato aphid) is the source of this 867-nucleotide messenger RNA. NCBI's taxonomy places the organism in Eukaryota, Metazoa, Arthropoda, Insecta, Hemiptera, Aphididae. The record is from the annotation of a GenBank genome assembly.
AUGAUGUAUAACAACAAAAUCCGAGAAUCUUCAGACAUCGAAAACAUCAUUUUACCUAUUGGAGAGAUGAUGAAUUCUUCAACAGAUUUCGAUUAUCGAAAAAUACAAGUUCGCUUUAUUGUCGAUCUAAUUCUAAUAGGUGAUCGCAUAUGUUCCCGUACCGAUUGGAAUAAUGCUGUGAGUCCAGAAGAUAAGGUGCUCCUAACACUGAGGUAUUAUGCAACAGGAUCAAUGUUAAUUGUAUGUGGAGAUUUCAUUGGCAUUCAUAAAUCGACUGCAAGUCGUAUUGUGAAACUUGUUUCACAUAACAUUGCUAUAUUACGUUCUCAGUUUUUUGUCAAUUUUCCCAACAAUGAAAAUGAUUUUAAAAAAGUCAAACAAGAUUUCUACAACAUAGCUAAAUUUCCAACGGUUAUUGGUGCAUUAGACUGUACCCAUGUCAAGAUUAAAUCACCUGGAGGAGAUAAUGCAGAAGUAUAUAGAAAUAGAAAGAAUUUUUUCUCAAUCAAUGUACAGACAAUUUGUGAUGCAAACUUAAAAAUUCAAGACAUAGUAGCUCGAUGGCCUGGUUCAUCACACGAUUCUACUAUUUUCAAUAAUUCAGAAAUACGAAGGAAACUAGAAAUUUGGCGAAAUGAGGCUACAGGAAUAAAUGUAAAAAUUACUUCAUCACAAAGUACUAUUGUUGCUACAGCAGUAUUACAUAAUAUAGCCUGCAAUUUUGGAGAAAGCGUGCCUAGAGUUACAACCAAAAUAGAAUCGUUAAUUUUAAUAACAGAAUUUAAUAACCCAGGCGAAGGUAUAGGCAGGAAUGCAGCCAACAUUACAAGAAAUAAGUUCCUUCGCUAUUUUAACAACUUAAUUUGA